AACAAACUAGAUGUCCACAACUUUCCGCUGCAAAGGAGCGGACGUCGGUGUUAUGUUUCGUAGAGUGGAAGAAGAAUGAGUCAUUUUAUGUUCUUAUUUAAUCGUACGUGUACAGCACAUAUUCGUGUUGAGCGGUAUUGAGUGGAUUUAUAGUGUUUAGUGCGGAACCUCUCACAGAAGACAGGAUCUGAUGCAGAAAGAGCCGAAGUCAUCUGCUGAUGCGGGGCCGAGCGCGGGUGCCGCUCCGGAGGCUGCGGACUCGGCCCUGCCGCAAGACUCCGCUGGAAAACACGCCGUGUCUGUUCUCUGGUCAUUUGGAAAGUGCCUCGGCGCCUUACUGCCGGUCUACCUGGCUGGAUAUUUCGGAUUCAGUAUCAGUGUAGUUUUGCUUGGUCUCCUGGUUUAUAUGAGAUGGAAACACAGUCGCGAUGGAAAACAAGCGCGACUGCAAAGCGCGAUGUAUUUGUUGGAGAAUGAGCAGGAUGUCACCACUACACGGGUGUUUAGAAGUAAACGGGAAUUACCGGCAUGGGUGAACUUUCCUGAUGUGGAAAAGGUUGAGUGGAUGAACAAGAUAUUGCAGCAGGCCUGGCCGUUUAUUGGACAGUAUCUAGAGAAGCUGCUGGUGGAGACUAUUGCCCCUUCGAUCCGAGCCGCCAGCGCUCACCUGCAAACUCUCAGCUUCACCAAAGUUGACUUGGGCGACAGGGCUAUGAAGGUAGUUGGGGUGAAGGCCUACACUGAGCAUGAUAAGCGUCAGGUGAUACUGGAUCUUUAUAUCAGUUAUGCUGGAGAUGUGGAGAUUAACGUUGAGGUGAAGAAGUACUUCUGUAAAGCUGGAGUGAAAGGCGUUCAGCUCCAUGGAAGAUUGAGGGUGAUCUUGGAACCUCUAAUUGGAGAUGUUCCUCUCGUUGGAGCCAUCACCAUGUUCUUCAUUCGCAGACCUAAACUCGACAUCAACUGGACUGGCUUGACCAAUUUACUAGACAUACCUGGUUUGAAUGCCAUGACGGACACUAUGAUAAUGGAUGCACUCGCCUCUUUCCUGGUUCUCCCCAAUCGUCUCACUGUGCCUUUGGUGGCCAAUCUGCACGUAGCACAGCUGCGUUCCCCUCUCCCACGGGGUAUAGUGCGUAUCCACUUGCUGGAAGCAGAAAACCUUGCUGCCAAGGAUAACUACAUGAAAGGCGUGAUAUCUGGGAAGUCUGACCCGUAUGCAGUGCUACGGGUGGGCACGCAGACCUUCACCUCCCACCACGUCGACAACAACCUUAAUCCUCAAUGGAGGGAGAUGUACGAGGUGAUUGUUCAUGAAGUACCUGGUCAGGAGCUGGAGCUGGAGGUGUUUGAUAAAGAUCCUGACCAGGAUGACUUUCUUGGAAGAAUGAAGCUGGAUUUAGGUAUUGUAAAGAAAGCAGUCCUUUUGGAUGAGUGGUACACUUUAAAGGAUGUGCCAUCAGGUCAGGUUCAUCUCAAGCUAGAAUGGCUCUCUCUGUUGCCCUCUGCAGAGCGCCUUAACGAAGUGCUGGAGAGGAAUAAAAACAUUACGGUAUAUGGUAAGACAGCAGAUCCUCCUUCUGCUGCCGUUUUGACUGUUUAUCUGGACCGGGCACAAGAUCUACCUUUCAAGAAAGGCAAUAAGGAUCCCAGCCCCAUGGUGCAGAUUUCUGUGCAGGAUACCACCAAAGAGAGCAGGACGGUGUAUGGAACUAAUAAUCCAGUAUGGGAGGAUGCCUUUACAUUUUUUAUUCAGGACCCAAGCAAACAAGAUAUCGACAUCCAGGUGAAGGAUGAUGACAGGGCUUUGACUCUGGGCGGUUUGUCCAUCCCUCUGUCCCGUCUGCUCUCCAGCGCUGAGCUCAGCAUGGAUCAGUGGUUUCAGCUAGAAAAGUCCGGACCGGCCAGCCGUAUCUACAUCACAGCUAUGCUGAGGGUGUUGUGGCUGAAUGAAGAAGCCAUCCUUACAACACCUGUGUCUCCAUUACCCGGAGAAGGAGAUGAUGAAUCAGAACUGUCUCCAGGGCUGUCAAAAUUGACUCCCACUUCAAAACGUCCUGAGCACUCUAGCCCAGAUGGCAAUUUUGCAUCUGAGGGUGUUUUGCGGAUUCACCUGGUAGAAGCCCAGAGUCUUGUCGCUAAGGACAAUUUAAUGGGUGGCAUGGUGAAGGGAAAGAGUGACCCGUAUGUGAAAAUCCGGGUGGGAGGACUGGCCUUCAAGAGUCAGGUCAUCAAAGAGAACCUCAACCCCAUCUGGAAUGAACUGUAUGAGGUGAUCUUGACCCAGCUCCCAGGUCAGGAGGUGGAGUUUGACCUUUAUGAUAAAGACAUCGAUCAGGAUGACUUCCUUGGCAGGGUUAAAGUGAGUCUCAGAGAUCUCAUCAGUGCUCAGUUUACUGAUCAGUGGUAUACUCUGAAUGAUGUGAAGUCUGGACGACUUCAUCUUGUGUUGGAAUGGGUGCCUAAAGUUUCAGAUUCCACUAGACUUGAACAGAUCCUACAUUACAACUAUCAGCAAUCUUACCUCAAUAAAAUUGUUCCUUCUGCUGCACUGCUUUUUGUGUACAUUGAGAGAGCACAUGGUCUGCCUUUAAAAAAGAGCGGGAAAGAGCCGAAAGCAGGAGCAGAAGUGUCGCUUAAAAAUUUAUCCCACCGGACCAAAGUAAGACCCUCACAUCCUGAUGCAUUUAUGUUGAUGUUAUUCAAAUAUCAAAGACUCACAAAAGAAUCAUGUUUCUCUCACAAGGUUGUCAAUCGCUCGACUUCUCCACAGUGGGAUGAAGCUUUUCAUUUCCUGAUGCAUAAUCCAUCAGAAGACACACUUAUAGUCAAACUCACUCACAGCUGGGGUCAGGCUCUGGGGUCACUUGUGCUUCCUGUGAGGGAGCUGCUGGAUGAGAAGGAUCUGGUGCUGGACCGCUGGUUCAGUCUGGAUGGAGCCAUGCCUGAAAGUCAGAUUCUGCUGAGAGCUGAACUCAAGCUCCUAGACAGCAAGUUGGCUCAAUGUAGCGAUGCAGAGGAUUCAAGUCAUGUCAUACCCAGUGGAGACACAGCUGCUGCAGCCAAUUUUGAGCUCCGACACAGAAGCGUGCCCGUCCAAGGAGGCGAGGAUGCCAGUUCAACCAGGAAGGCCCAGGUGAAACUCUCUGUUGCCUAUUUAUCUGAGAAGAACCGAUUGGUUAUUACCAUCCAUGCCUGCAGGAACUUGCCGUCCUUCUCUAAGGAUCCUCCAGAUACUUAUAUCUCAUUUAUUCUACUUCCGGACAAGAACCGGAACACCAAAAGGAAGACCAGUGUUAAGAAGAAAAGUCUCAAACCUGAGUUCAAUGAGAGAUUUGAUUUUGACAUGACACUUGAAGAAGCUAAGCAGAAACAUCUUGAAGUGUCUGUCAAGAACAGCGUUUCCUUCAUGAGUCGUGAAAAAGAACUUCUUGGCAAGCUUCAGCUAGACUUGUGUCAGCUGGAUCUCAAGACAGGAGUAUCACAGUGGUAUGACUUGUCACAUGAGACCAACUGACUGGCCUUCCCAUGUUGACUUUAUUUGCAGUCGUUUAGAGUGGAGGCCGAUUUCACGGAUGUUACUUAUCCUGAAACUAGCAGGGAGUCCUAGAGCAGUGUGUCAGGACUAAGAUUGCAUCAUGGAAUUGCUGUGCAACUAGCUUUCACCCAAAAUAUAGCCUGCUUGAUUUCCAUCUUAAACAAAUAAUGUUAGCACAAGAAGGCUAUGAGGGCGCCACCUAGAGCCAAUAUGACAACAUGUUGGAGAAAUGUUACCUUUUUAAGUAUUUUAAUUUGUAGCUUCUGCUUUUUAUGAGCACCUGCACUUUAUGGGUAAUGCAGCAAUGAGAAGUUGGAGCUUCUGUUCAGCUUUUCAGUGUUUAUUGAAAAAAAAGAAAACA
Molecule: messenger RNA, 3896 nt
Organism: Sinocyclocheilus grahami
Lineage: Eukaryota; Metazoa; Chordata; Actinopteri; Cypriniformes; Cyprinidae
Product: extended synaptotagmin-1-like
Exons: 30
Coding region: 191-3514 (1107 amino acids)
Biological process (GO): lipid transport
Cellular component (GO): endoplasmic reticulum membrane
Molecular function (GO): calcium-dependent phospholipid binding; phosphatidylinositol binding; phosphatidylcholine binding
Source: RefSeq, a predicted model, not a curated record